AUGGCGAUCGCGAUCUCGCAGGAGGCCUUCGACGACAUGGUCCGGGAGAACGUGGAGGACCUCGGCAUGGACCCCGACGAGGCGCUCGCCGACGCCGUCGAGGCUCUCACCCUCCAGGGCGCCGACCUCGCCGGGAUCAUCAAGCGCGUGCCCGGGGAGGCCGCGGCGGAGGAGGCGAACCCGGUGAUGCGGGUGCUGGACGAACUGAAGGCCUCCGCCACCGCCAGUGCCAGCGGCAGACCGGGGGAAGAUCUGGACAGUUUGGUCUCUUCGCUCGACGAGUUGCGCGGGCUCUGCUCCGGCGAGGAGGCGGAGAAUGCGGCCGUGGCUGCCCGGAAUGGCGGAGUGGAGGCGCUCCUCGCCCUGUGCGCGUCGGCUGGGGUCACGCAGGAGAGGCUGCUUGCUUCGGGCUUGAAGGCGCUGAGCUCCCUGAUCCGGGAUGUUGGAGGCACUGAAAAGUUCAGGCAAAGCCAGGGGCCCAAGAUUGUCAUGGGUAUCUUGAAAGGGGCCUUGGGAAGUACAGACAUACUGGAUGGUGGUUUCAGUGUCGUGGCAGCUGCAUCUGCUGGCAAUGAAGUUGUGAAAGAUGCCUUUAUGGACCUCAAGGUCGAUGAACUCAUUCUUCAGGUUAUGAGGGACAAAUCAAACAGUAAAGUGCAAAGCUUGUAUGAUGCCAUACGUGUUCUGCUGACACCUGACGAUAACCGAGUGGUGGCUUCUCAAGUAUUUGGAUAUUCACGGAAAUUUGCAGAGAUUGGCAUUGCAGAAGUUCUUGUUAUCGCACUCCGUGAACAAGUUGCUCCAUCCAGUUUACCAUCAGCUUGUGCUGCUUUGAAGGCGAUCGCUGUUAAUGAAGAAAUAUGCCGGUCCAUAUCAGAAAAUGGUGGGAUUGAUGUACUUCUUCAGUGCAUCGAUGAGGCUGGCGUACAGAAGAACAAAGUUAUAGCAAAAUCUUGCUGCUCUUUGUUGUCUAAGCUUGCUGGAAGUGACGCAAACAAGGCCAGUAUUAUCCAGCAAGGUGGUUUUGAUAAGUUCUUGAAGUUGACGUCCAGAUUUUCUGAAGACCCAUCAGUAAUACAGGAGGUAAUGUCUCUGGUGCAAGCCCUGACACUGCGGUCACCAGAACAUGCAGCACUUGCGAUCAGUUUAGGCUAUGGUACUCUGGCCAUACAGACAAUGCAAAAGUUCCCCUCCUCUGCCCUGACUCAGAAGCAAGCAUGUCUUAUGAUCCGUAAUCUCGUUGUCAGAAACCCUGAAAACAGGACCAUCUUGCUUAAGGAAGGAGUGGAGAAGCUUAUCAGGAAAGCCAAGGCAAUACAUGGAAGCUGCAAAUCUGCUGCCACAGAUGCGUUGAGAGACCUGGGGUUGGACAACUACAAUGCAUAGACAACAUAGGUAGCCUACCGUGUGUAAAGUUUUCGCAGUCUGAGGAUGUUCUGAGAAAGUGUUACGUUUUGGCUAAUAGAGUUGUACUACUGCGUUUGUCUCUGUUUCUGGUCCCACUUCUGUGGAAAUUUUGAAUAGCGUGGUAACAUGUUCUGAUUACUCA
Molecule: messenger RNA, 1549 nt
Organism: Lolium rigidum
Lineage: Eukaryota; Viridiplantae; Streptophyta; Magnoliopsida; Poales; Poaceae
Product: armadillo repeat-containing protein 6
Exons: 8
Coding region: 1-1386 (461 amino acids)
Molecular function (GO): protein binding
Source: RefSeq, a predicted model, not a curated record